Debaryomyces fabryi is the source of this 1377-nucleotide messenger RNA. RefSeq lists its product as uncharacterized. The record is from RefSeq and is a predicted model, not a curated record. The transcript has a single exon. Bases 1 to 1377 code for a protein of 458 amino acids. NCBI's taxonomy places the organism in Eukaryota, Fungi, Ascomycota, Pichiomycetes, Serinales, Debaryomycetaceae.
AUGAGGACCAAAAGAUCUUUCGCUACAUUAAGGAAAGUGGCUUCUAAUGUUUCGUUUGGAGGUGAUAACUCUUCUGUUAGAACGAAUUAUUCAGCUGCGAAAUCUUGGAGGCUUCAUGGAUACAGUCGAGACAGGAUUAAUGGAGCAGAAACGCCGCCAAUAAGACGAAAAUACCGCAAACGGGACAGAUUGAAGGCUAUGUUAACUGGAUGGAGUUCGAGGUACCUGUUGUACGAAACAGAUGUAGGGUCAUCCAGUCUUGAUCUUGGUGUGGAUCAAAACGGUGUGCAUGAAGAUGCCGACCAUGGAAGUAGUGACGACUCGCUCUUCAGUGUAAUGCAACAAGCAAGGUCCAACACCAUAUACAAUAGGAUCAAGUCAGACAGAUACUCGUUCCCGCAGAAUGAACUCGGUGACGAUUCACUUCGAUCAAAUACCGGAUUGAAAAUGACAGGUUCCAAGAGACUAUCAUCAAGGUCCAUAAAAGAGCGCAUCCUUCAUCGACUCGCUAAGAAACCCCCAACAGCUACCGGAUCUCCAGAGACUAUGUUUGGGAUUCCCUCGGAGCUUACAAAAACAAUUGCAACUUGUGUUUUGGAUAAUAGGUCGUUUGUAUCCACCGAAGAUUCUCUAUCGGGAAACUUAGACCUCAAAGUCAAUAUACCACUGCUAGACUACAAUAUUACACCCAGAAAAGACACAUCCGCCGACGAUAGCUUAGGGUUUACUCCCAGAUACAACCAUGAAUUUCACAUCGACCCCCCUCCCAAAAAUUUGCCAAAACAUUUACAUGCAAAAUGGGAGCGCAGCCAAAUGUUCAAGAAUACCGCCAGGACCUACGACCACGAAAAGUGGAAGUCGAAGCAACUGUUAUUGAACCUGGAGAAUGCUACAGAUGAUGAAAGACCCAAUUCAGGCGUUUCAGUCUUAACAAAAUCAACCACAAAAGACGGUGAUAACAUAUCUUCCAAUAUAUUUGACAACGUUACCAAAAUAUUCACGCCAAAUAAUAGUUCCAAGGUUUCCAGCUGUGCUCCAAGUAGUCCUAAAAGCAUUUUUGAUACAUCAAAGUUGUUCUUUCCUGCCACUCCCAAGCUAGGAAAUCUUUCAGGAAUGUUCUCUCUUAAAAAUAGACAAGCUUCCCAAAAAUCCCUAUCUAGUAGAUUCAACUCGAUGGCUUCCUCAUUUCAAUCUACAUCUACGAUAUCGUCUUCGACAGUAUGCAAAGUUUCAAAUAUUACUAAUAAAAACUUCAAUUACCCCGAAAAUUAUUCUCUUUAUUCAGAAGACACGUUCUGCCACAAAAGGAAUAAUAAGUACGUCAAGAAUAUAGAGAAUCGACCCCAGGAUGAGACCUUCUCUGAGUUUAGUUUCUAG